CCGGCGCCCGCCGAGGACACCAUCCAGGUGUGCGCCACCCGGCGGCUGCCGGCGCAGACGCGCUACCUGCCCUUCAGCGGCACCGUCAGAGCCGACAACUAGCCGCUGCUGCCAUGCCUGCCGCCCAUGGACCCCCGCCAGAGGUACGGCAGCUACGACGAGGUGUGCGAGCGCUCGACGGGGCGCGUGCGGCUCUGCAACUGGGUGCGGUUCGUGAGCUACGCACUCCACUUCACGCCGCAGGUCAACAUGGUCGCGUCCAGAGUCAGAGGAUCCGUGGUAUUCGAGGUCGUACGGGAGGUCGUCCCGGGGGAGCGCCUGGUCGUCUUCUUCCUGCCGGACAUGAGCGGAGAGGACACCCUCCUCCUGCCGGCGCUGACCUUCCUCCGCUCCUCGCUUUACCGACGCACGAUCGACUCCAUCAUGGCGGAGGCUCCGCUCGACCUCUCUCGCUCGCUGCUCUCCUCGUCGUCGUCGGGGGAGCCGCCGGCGUCUCCUCCCCGCACCACCCUGGCCCUGGCCACGCCACGCUCGUCGUCGGCGGACGGCCCCCUGGAGGCGCCUGUGGCCGCGUCGCCGCCCAAGCGCCGCGAGCGGACGAUGCUGCCGUGCUCGGAGUGCGGCAAGGCGUUCGACCGGCCGUCGCUGCUGAAGCGGCACAUCCGGACGCACACGGGCGAGAAGCCCCACGUGUGCGACGUGUGCGGCAAGGGCUUCUCGACCAGCUCGUCCCUCAACACCCACCGCAGGAUCCACAGCGGCGAGAAGCCCCACCAGUGCGGCGUGUGCGGCAAGCGGUUCACGGCCUCGUCCAACCUCUACUACCACAAGAUGACCCACGUCAAGGAGAAGCCGCACAAGUGCUCGCUGUGCACGCGCUCCUUCCCGACGCCCGGCGACCUCCGCUCGCACAUGUUCGUGCACAACGGCCAGUGGCCCCACAAGUGCUCCGUCUGCGGCAAGGGCUUCAGCAAGCUCACCAACCUGCGCAACCACGCGCUUCUGCAUGCGGAAAUGAAGCGCACGGAGCGGCAGCUGUCGUCCCUGCCGGCCACCCUGGCGUCGCCGCCCUCCACCAGCGGCUCGGACACUCCACUCACUCCACCGGCGGCGUAUUCCCCGCCCAGUUACUCCACCUUCGCCCAGUCCUCCUUGCUGAACAGCGACACGCCCCCGUCUUCAUCCACCUCGCACACUCCGCCCAGCUGCUCCGACGCGCCCUCGUCCCCCGCCACGCCCCCCACGGCGAGCCGGCUCCUCCGCUGUCCGCUGCCCACUUGGCGAGUCCUCCGCCCUCGCCCUCCAGCCCCGCGCCCGCCCUCGCCUCCUGCCCCCGUCGGAAGGGCCUAUCGGCUCGCCCCCGCCGCGCCGCCCGCCUCGGCUGCCCAGCACCCGCGCAAGGAGGAUUCGCCGCGGCUGCCCGAGGCCCCGUCCGCGUUCGCGCCCCUGAAGGCGACGUCCUCCAUCGCUUCUCCGCCUCCUUCUCCUCUUCCCCUUCCUCCUCCUCCUCCAUCUCAGCCUCCAGCUUCAUCUCACGCGAAAUUCAGCAUCAGUUAUCUCCGCACGUCCUCCAUAUCUCCCUCCUGCUCCUCUUCCUUCCCUUCUCCGUCCACCUCUUCGUCCUCGUUCACCGUGCAGCACCUCAUCCAACCCUCAAACAGAUGUGAAGGAGAGUCAAGAAUAAUCGUCGAAGAGGAAAAGGGAAAAGACUCAACAGCUGAAGAAGAAACGGGAGAAGCACGCGAUCUAGACAGACCAAAAGCGGAGGAAGAAGAAGAGGAGGAAGUGAUACUCCUGAGCGACGAGGGCGAGACGAAAGAUGAAGUCGCGAUGACCAAGCCCGUCGUCGCCAGGUAGCAGCCGGAUGGAGUCAGCGCAGCGAACAGGGAAUUCAAUCCUCGUGUCUUAUCGUAGAGUCUAUAUUUAAGCCUUUCAUACCCAAUAUACAUAUGUAUAUAUCCUUUUGUGCCGAAUUGGUCUCAUUUAAAACGAACUGAUUUAUAUAAAAUAGUUUACCCCUAGAGUUCCUCUGUUUUCUCUAACGAAAAAACAAAUAUGGUAUAAGUGAAGUUCCUUUCAAUUUUAUUCUAAGUAUACAUACAUUAUAAAUUUCUACUUGGCCAUGGGUAUGGAAGGAUACAGUAGCUUUAUCACUCCCUUCCAAGCUUUAAAUUAGAUUAGUAAAGGACGUUUUGUCUUUAUUGUUAGAUAUAGGAUGCUGUUUAGAAUGGUAUAUGACUGUAAAUAUGGGUUACCAGCGUUUGUAAUUUGGGUUGUUAUUGUUUAUUUCUUGAUUUAUGUCUAUAGGAUCGACUUUCGAAAUAUCAGGGUACCAUAAGCAAUAGGCGUUUGAUUUUUUCUUCACAAGUGCAAUGUAAAGCAAGUCUGGCUGGAAGUGCAAUAUCUUAGUAUUAGGUUGUAUUUAUUUUGAUAUGUUAAACCUAAUUAAAUCUUCAGAGAAAAGAACUUUUAGA
Molecule: messenger RNA, 2474 nt
Organism: Penaeus vannamei (Pacific white shrimp)
Lineage: Eukaryota; Metazoa; Arthropoda; Malacostraca; Decapoda; Penaeidae
Source: RefSeq, a predicted model, not a curated record